AUGGAGCUCGAGGCCCUGGCGCGGCAGGUGCCGGACCUGCAGCGCUGGGGGAGGAGGCUGGAGGAGGAGCUGCGGACCUACAGGGCAGAAGGGGGCCAGGUCCGGACACCUCCACGAGCCAGCCCAGAGCCAGGAGACAAGAGUGAUAAACCGGAGGACAGUGGGACCCAAGACCCAGAUGCCACUCUGGAGGGAGCCGGACAGUCAGGCAGCAGCUGGGGGAGCAGAGCCCUGGAUGAAGAGGACGAGCAGUUAUUCCGCUCUGUGGAGGGCCAGGCUGCCUCUGAUGAAGAGGAAGAAGAACAGAAGUGGCGGGAGGUGGAGAGGCCGGCGCCCCAGGCUGAGGCAGGGCCCUUGGGCUGCUGGAGCAGGUGCGACGACCAGACGGCAAGAAAGCUGCUGAUGUACUUGGACCGCUAUGGUGGUGAGCACACUUGCACCCCCGGAGAGCUGGAGACCCAUGUCGCCAAGCUGCUGGAGCAGCUGGACAUCCAGGGCUGCGAUGGGAAGAGCCUGGAACCACGCGUGGAGGAGACAGAACUGCAGCAGAAGGUGGCUGAGAACGAGAACCUGCGGCUGGAGCUGCAGAUGGUGGAGACGGAGCGGGUGCGGCUGUCGCUACUGGAGGAGAAACUGGUAGAUGUCCUGCAGCUCCUGCAGAGCCUCCGAGACCUGAACAUAUCGAAGAGAGCCCUGGGGAAGAUUUUGCUCAGCACACUGGACGCUUUCGAGGACCCUGCCCAGGAGGGGAGAUCGGGCCCCCUGGCCAUCCUGGAUGCCCUGCACCAAGCCUUGGCUGGCUGUGAGCUUCUGCAGACACAGCCCUCGGGUCCCGGCUCCACAGCCCCUGCACUCGCCAACCCGCUCCUCAUCUCCUGCUGAGGUCGCUGCCCCUGCCCAACCCGCCAUGCGGCAGCCUCCUAUCUUUCCGAUCACUGUCAGAUUGCCUUCCCCAGCCAGCCUGACCUCCACCAUCAGAACACGCAGACUGGGCUCUGGCAGCCACCCUUCCUUGAGCUCCUGUGGCCCCUGCUUCCUCCCUCAGGCUCCAUUAGAGCCCUGCUGUUGCUGGAUCAACCUGCACCUGAUGCUGUCUCCCUUGCCUUGGAGCAGAGUGACCACUUUCUUGCCUAGUGCACUGUCCCCCCGCUACCACAGUGCUGCAAGGGAUCCUGGUCCCGACCUUCAGGACACUUCUGGUCCAUUCGAAACUCCUCCUGCCCCAGGAAAUGCUGAAAACUAAGAGGGACUGGGGGACUAAAAGGAGCCAUCACUAUAAGCUUCCUGGUGGAAGCUGGUGCUGAAUUCAUUCUAGAAAACAGGUAGGAUUUGGAUGGCCAAGGCGGGAAGGGCAUUGUGGAAGAAGCAAGAGCAAAGAUAUGGAGUGAGCAGGGGCCCCGCUGAUACAGUCCCCGGAGCCCUCCUUCCUACACCAGGUACUGGCAGGGCCCUCGUGGGGUCACAGGAAGAUUAAGACAAGGUGCCUGGUCUCACCUAGCUGGAAAUCAUGCAGGAGAGAAAGGCACAUUAGAUACAGGUACACUGUGGGUAAAACUAGCACCAAAUUGAGGCAAAAUAAAGAAUUUCAAGAACUCAGCCAAGAAGGGGGGUUAUGUGAGCCAUGGAGGGAACAGUGUACAGCACAGGGGUGACAGCAGGGGUGGGAGGCGCCUGGUCUGCUCGGUCUGAGCUGGCAGAAAGGGCCAGGCAUGGGGCCUUCAUGGCAGAUAAAGAUCGAAGACUUGAUCUCACAGGCAAUAGGGAGCCACAGGAAGUUUCAAAGCUGCAAGUGAGCAUGGACUAGAGGCAGGGAGAGGACUGAAGAAGGGGCAGCAGAGGGUUGUAGGAAUAAGGGAGAGCCACUGGGGUCUUGAGCCAGAGUCACAGGGGCUGGGUGGUGGGGAGGAGCCAAAGGGCAGCCCAGGUGGAGAGGCUGGAGAGCAGCUGGCAUUGCUGGGCAGGAGCAGCAGGGGAGAGGGGAGGGAGGGGCUCGAAGGUCACCUGUUAGGCCCUGCCCCUUGGACACCACAAGAGGCACCAGGGAGCAGCUGUGAACUCCUAAGAAGGGAAAGGAAGACUGCUUUGUGUUCAGAUGGUUCCUUUGGAAACGGAAUAAGAGGGAGCCCAGCCAGGAGCCAGCUCACAGGGGCCACCUCUGGUGCAGAUGGAUGGUUCUAUUUGGGAGGGGGCUCCAGGACGCCUCAGGGUCUAUCAGGCCCCACUCCUUCAGCUGUGCUGCACACACAAGCCCCGUGUGGGCCCCUGCUCAGUCAGAGGGAGCUGCUGGUGUCCUGCUCAGGCUUGUGGCUCCAGGCGCCUCCAUGUGUACUCAGGUGUGUGAGGUAAAGCCUACAGGGAGAUCCAAGCAGAGGGGAUGCCACACCUCAGUGGGUUCACCUUCAAGAACUGCUGUGUUCUCAUCCAGAAGACUGAAGAAAAAGCCCUGGCCUCUGGCAGGCAGACAGCAGGAAAUGCAGCCAGUAUGAAAAACACCAGAACAUUCUGGUUUUUCUUUUCUUUUUCUUUUGCAAUCCUGGGGACCAAACCCAGCACUUGAUGGGUGCUGAUGAAACUCCCUAUCACUGAGCUACACCCCAGCUCUAUUCUGGAAUUUGGGGCCUAUUCUCCAGAGGAACUAUUUUACCAGAGCCUAACCUCAAGAGAUUUUAGUAGAGCCUAACAAACCCGAGGGAAAAGGAAUACCUACGUCUAGGUCCCUUGAGCCAUCCUGUCCCACCGGAGGGUGAGAAAACAAGAUGUUCACAGCCCAGGGCACAGUUUCACUGAGAGACCGAGCACUAAUCAUAGUACUAUAUUUUACUGAUUGAUGUUUUGUUGUGAGUGGUGAUGAUGAUGAUGAUGAUGAUGAUGAUGAUGAUGAUGAUGAAAUGGGUCUUGAUAUUUUGUCCACUGGUCUCCAACUCCUGGGCUGAAGCAGUGCUCCUGCCUCAGCCUCCUGAGUAGUCAAGACUAUAGGUGUACACCACAGUGCCCAGCUAAUUAUAGUACUAGAGAACACUUCCCUUCCUGCUCAGUACAUCCCUUACCACCUAUCACUAAAGGCUUAUUUACUGGAGUUUCUUUUACUCAGCGUAUCAUGUCUGUCUUUUAGAAAACUACAAGACAUACUAAAAGGCAAAAAAGCACACUUUAAAGAAGCAGAGUAAACAUCAGAACCAGACCCAGCUAUAGUAGAGAUACUAAAAUUAUCAGAGUGGGAAUUUAAAACCACUUUAAUGGUUUUUAGUGAGAAAAGCAGACAGCUUGCAAGAACAGAUAGAUAAUAAAGGCAGGGAGAUGGCUGUUCUAAGAAAAAACCAAAAGGAAAUGCUAGAAGACAAAACCACAGAAGUAAAGCAUGUAUCUGAUGGGUUCAUUAGUAGAGUGGACAUGGUGAGGAAAGAAUAUCUGAGCUCGAGGCUGUAUUGCUAGAGAACUGAAACUGAAAAGCAAAGAGGAAAAAGACCAGGAUGGAGUGAGUGGGGGACAGAACAUCUAAGAACUGGGUGGGGGGCAACAAAUGUCACUUAACAUGUAACAGAACAUCAGAAAGAGAAGAAAAAGAGAAAGUAACACACUAUUUAAGAACGACAAGAACCUAGAUAGAAUUCUCCCCAAAAGUCAGAUCCCAGGCUGCAGAUGCAAGAAACUCAGAAAACACAAGUGAAAUAAAUAAAUUUAAAAAGUACACCUUGGCAUAUUAUAUUUCAACUGCAAACAAACAAACAAAAAAGAUUAAAAACAAAUCUUGAUAGAAGCCACGGGAAAAAUAGCACCUUACCUAACAGAGGAAAAAUGGUAAGACUUACACCUGACUUUUCAAGAGAUCAUGCAAGAUGCAAGCAAGAAGAGUAGAGUGAAAUAUUUAAAGUGGGGAUGAGGAAGGAGAAAAGCCCCCAAAUUCAUCGUAUCUUUCAAAACUUUAAGGGGAAAUAAACGCUUGUUCAAGAAAUAGAAAUUUAGAGACUAUUUCCAGGAUACCUGGCUUUCAAGAAAUGUUAAAGGAAGUUCUUCUGAGAGAAGGAAAAUUAUGCAGGCCAAAAGUUGCAUCUAUACAAAGAAGAAAGAGCGCUAGAGGAGAUAUAUUAGUUGCUUUGGCAUUGUGGGGACAAACUAUCUUAUGCCCUACAAUUUAAGGAGGAGAGAUUUAUUUUUCACUCAUUCAUUCACUCAUUGUGAGACAGGGUCUCACUGUGUAGGUCAGGCUGGCCUUGAACUCACUAUGUAGCCCAGGCUGGCCUCAAAAUAGUAGCAAUUCUCUGGCUGCCACCUCCCAUAUGUUGGGACUAUUGGCAUGUGCCACCACACCUUGCCAAAGAAGUUUCUUUUGGCCCACAGUUCUGAGAUAGAAGAAACCAUCAGACUCCUGCUGACAUCCAGGAGGGUAUGUUCUGACUGACAGCUGUCACCUCACUCCCUCUGAGGCCUGAGGGAAGACUGGGUUGUCUUCUGUCACCCUGAAGUUACUCUAAGGCCACCUUCUGGGUUGAGCAGACAGGUGGCCCAGCUCAGCUGACAGUCCCAGCACCCCUCCCCAGCUCCCAUGCUCUAAGGAGCUGCUAGGAACCAACCUUGACAAGAUGGAGAUUGAGGUAGAACUGGGUCCCUAAAUCCCCAAACCCUAAUGGGCCAUGACCAACACAGCCAACCCUCCUGGAGACUCCUGGCAAACAGUGGCAGUCACAAUCUCAACUUCACCCUUUUCUCAGGGAAGUAGCAGCUGUCAAUCAAGCAAGCAUUUCUGCUAUUUCAUGGAGCUGUUGCCUUGAUAUCUGGGUUGUCCUGGAUGCCCUGUGUCUACUCUAAAUGUCUGCCUUGACUACUACAGAAGGCUUUAAUUUGGGUCAAUCACAGAUGACACUGUGGCAGAUUGAAUUUGGGUCAUUCACAGGCCUGGGAAAUGUACAAAACAUGGGCAUAGGCUGCUGCUGCUGCUCUAUGUUAGCAGCCCUUCCCUAACACUCCUCAGAUUAGUCUAGCAGUCUCCCUCCAGUGUACUGAUCACCCCGUAGUACAGCACAGGCCUUGUCUAAAUAAAGCUUUGUCUCAGUGGUCCUGGAAAAAUCUGCUUGAAAUUCUUAUCCUGGGCAAAGUGGAUAGAUCAUGUCACUUUAAGAAGAGCUAUAGGGCUGGGGAUUUAGCUCAGUGGUUCCACCGCCUGCCUCGCAAGCACAAGGUCCUGAGUUUGAUCCCCAGUACCAGCUCCAAAGACUGAUAGCAUUAACCAGUGGCAACAACUGGAAGAGACCAGCAGCAAAGAGAGACAGAGACCUGCAGAGACCCCAGAGGCACUGGAAGCUGCUGGAGCUCUAGAGAGCUGCCUUAUCUUCCAAGGAGCUGAUGUAGUAGCUAAAAAAAUCUGCUAAGAGCUGUAACACUAGGGACUGGGGCUCCUGACACUCAGGGCCUAGAGCUAUAAUAUUCAGGAUUAAACGCCACUGGCAUUCAAACCCAGGAGCCACUAGUGGAACUGUAGUUUGCUUAUUUGUGAUUUUCAUCCAAAUUGAGCAAAAGAACCCUCCACUGAUUGGCAGCAGUUUCAGAGGGUUCAGUCCAAGGUGGAAAUAACAUGUGAAAGGGUCUGGGAGAGGAAAACUGCUCACCCCAUGGCAUCCAGGAAGCAGAGCAGGGAGGCGCGAAGAACAAGAUCCACCCUUUCAGGUCAUUCUCCCCCAGUGACCUCUAACCAGGCCCCACCUCCUCACAGCACCUUCAGAGAUGAACUCAUCGGUGGAUGAAUCCACUACCAAGUACAACACGCCCAUCAUCCAAUCGCCUUCCAAAAGCUCCACCUCUAAAAACAAGACUGUGGGAUAUUUUAAAUGUAAACCAUAGCAGGAGGAAUAACUGAAGAUAAAGUCAAAACUUUUAUUUUUCUUAUUCUUUCUUGGUCUAACAUAUAAUAGCUUGUUCAAAAUAAUAGCAAUAAUGCAUGCAAUGAUUAUAGUUCAUAUAAGUGAGAAGAAUGACAACAACAUGGGGAUAAGAGAAGGAA
This is a messenger RNA of Fukomys damarensis (Damara mole-rat), 5995 nucleotides long. It is a transcript of the gene Efcc1, whose product is annotated as EF-hand and coiled-coil domain containing 1. The transcript is spliced from 8 exons. The coding region runs from base 1 to 882 and encodes 293 amino acids. NCBI's taxonomy places the organism in Eukaryota, Metazoa, Chordata, Mammalia, Rodentia, Bathyergidae. The record is from RefSeq and is a predicted model, not a curated record.